AUGCACCUUCUCCUUCUUUGCAUUUCUGCUGUCCUCCUCUCCGCCUCUCUGUUCCACUCCCUAUACCUUUCAUUGUGCAAACCACCUUUGACGCUCGUUCCCUCCCUAAUAAAACAUCUCAGACCCUCUCUGCACUUCUCUUUACGCCUCCCCCCCACACCACCAACCACCACAAACUCGCAAUGCUUACGUUCCGUUCAAUUCUACCACCUUGUGCCUCUCUCUCAUUCUCUCUCGUUCCACCCUCUAAAGAACUCAUUAGUCACCCUCCCUUGCUACGAACAUUCACUCCCAACAGUGCAUAUCACCUUUUCCACUUUACACAGUACAUUUUACCUUCCUCUAUUCUUCCUACAGGACACCUUUAUUUCCUGCAUCUUUUCUUUCUCUAUUUCUCUGCGUUCCCCUCUCUUUGCACAAUUGAUGUUUCUCUAUUUUUCUCUUUUUAUCCCCUCUUUCUUUAUAACAUUUCUUAUACUUUUUUUCUUUUCUACUCCUCUCUCUCUUGUUACAGUGUCUCUGUUAUCUCUUUUUACAAGUUGCAACAUUUUUUCUUGGUACUUCUCACUCAGUGAACUAACUGCCUAUCUUUCUUCCUAUUAUUUUCUCUCUUUCAUGAAAUUGCAUUACCGAAACACCAGACUUCUCUCUUACAUUUAUCUUCCUUCUCGCUAA
Acanthosepion pharaonis is the source of this 675-nucleotide messenger RNA. The record is from the annotation of a GenBank genome assembly. NCBI's taxonomy places the organism in Eukaryota, Metazoa, Mollusca, Cephalopoda, Sepiida, Sepiidae.